Messenger RNA from Capra hircus (goat), 2136 nucleotides. RefSeq names its product hyaluronan synthase 1 (gene HAS1). The coding region runs from base 50 to 1798 and encodes 582 amino acids. Gene Ontology annotation, biological process: hyaluronan biosynthetic process; extracellular matrix assembly. Gene Ontology annotation, molecular function: hyaluronan synthase activity. The record is from RefSeq and is a predicted model, not a curated record. Lineage: Eukaryota; Metazoa; Chordata; Mammalia; Artiodactyla; Bovidae. The transcript is spliced from 5 exons.
CUCGGGAGCAGCGAGCGGCGAGGAGAGAGGCCGCCCCGGAGCCGCAGCGAUGACACAGGACGUGCCCAAGCCGAGCCAGGCAGCCCGCCACUGCUCCGGCCUCGUCCGCCGGGUUCUGACCAUCGCCUUCGCGCUGCUCAUUCUGGGCCUCAUGACCUGGGCCUAUGCCGCCGGCGUGCCGCUGGCCUCCGAUCGCUACGGCCUCCUGGCCUUCGGCCUCUACGGGGCCUUCCUCUCGGCGCACCUGGUGGCACAGAGCCUCUUCGCCUACCUGGAGCACCGGCGGGUGGCGGCGGCGGCGCGGCGCGCGGCGGCGCGGGGGCCCCCGGAGGCGGCCACGGCGCGCAGCGUGGCGCUCACCAUCUCGGCGUACCAGGAGGACCCCGCGUACCUGCGCCAGUGCCUGGUGUCGGCCCGAGGCCUGGUGUACCCGCGCGCGCGCCUGCGCGUCCUCAUGGUGGUGGACGGCAACCGCGCCGAGGACCUGUACAUGGUCGACAUGUUCCGCGAGGUCUUUGCCGACGAGGACCCCGCCACCUAUGUGUGGGACGGUAACUAUCACCAGCCCUGGGAGCCGGCGGCGGCGGGCGCGGCGGGCGAGGGCGCCUACCGCGAGGUGGAGGCCGAGGACCCCGGGCGCCUGGCGGUGGAGGCGCUGGUGAGGACGCGCAGGUGCGUGUGCGUGGCGCAGCGCUGGGGCGGCAAGCGCGAGGUCAUGUACACGGCCUUCAAGGCUCUCGGCGACUCGGUGGACUACGUGCAGGUCUGUGACUCAGACACGAGGCUGGACCCCAUGGCACUGCUGGAGCUGGUGCGGGUGCUGGACGAGGACCCCCAUGUAGGGGCUGUUGGGGGUGAUGUACGGAUCCUGAACCCUCUGGACUCCUGGGUCAGCUUCCUAAGCAGCCUGCGGUACUGGGUGGCCUUCAAUGUGGAGCGGGCUUGUCAGAGCUACUUCCACUGCGUGUCCUGCAUCAGUGGGCCCCUAGGCCUAUACAGGAACAACCUCCUGCAGCAGUUCCUCGAGGCCUGGUACAACCAGAAGUUCCUGGGCACCCACUGCACCUUUGGGGAUGACCGUCACCUCACCAAUCGCAUGCUCAGCAUGGGCUAUGCCACCAAGUACACCUCGCGGUCGCGCUGCUACUCGGAGACGCCCUCGUCCUUCCUGCGCUGGCUGAGCCAGCAGACGCGCUGGUCCAAGUCGUACUUCCGCGAGUGGCUCUACAAUGCGCUCUGGUGGCACCGGCACCACGCGUGGAUGACGUACGAGGCGGUGGUCUCGGGGCUCUUCCCGUUCUUCGUGGCGGCCACGGUGCUGCGGCUCUUCUACGCGGGCCGCCCCUGGGCGCUGCUCUGGGUCCUGCUCUGCGUGCAGGGCGUGGCGCUGGCCAAGGCGGCAUUCGCGGCCUGGCUGCGGGGCUGCCUGCGGAUGCUGCUGCUCUCGCUCUACGCGCCCCUCUACAUGGGCGGCCUCCUGCCGGCCAAGUUCCUGGCGCUGGCCACCAUGAACCAGAGCGGCUGGGGCACGUCGGGCCGCCGCAAGCUGGCCGCCAACUACCUGCCCGUGCUGCCCCUGGCCCUCUGGGCGCUGCUGCUGCUCGGGGGCCUGGUCCGCAGCGUGGCCCACGAGGCCCGGGCCGACUGGAGCGGCCCCUCCCGGGCGGCCGAGGCCCGCCAUCUGGCCGCGGGCGCCGGCGCUUACGUGGGCUACUGGGCCGUGAUGCUGACCCUCUACUGGGUGGGCGUGCGAAGGCUCUGCCGGCGGCGGGCGGGAGGCUACCGCGUCCAGGUGUGAGGCUGGGUGCACGGGGCGCUGGCUCGGGGAGCGGCCCGAGGGGACUUAGCGGGGUUCCCGGAGCGACGCACUUGCUGGGUGACCCUCUGGGCCUCAGUGGCCCUCCUCUGUGAAGUGAGGGGCUCGACCCAAGACUUCUCAGCCUAGACUUUUUUGGAAGGGCGGGCUGGGACUUCUGGGUCUCUUGGGAGGGGUAUUUAUUGAUCAGGGUGUGGAUUUUUAGGGACAGGGCAAAAGGGGUCCUCACAAGCUGUCCUGGGGCCCCUGAUUUCUCUGUUCUUAUUUAACCUCCAUUUGUACUGUGUAUUAGAAUAUAAUAAAGAAUUUUAUUUAUUUUC